Molecule: messenger RNA, 4234 nt
Organism: Monomorium pharaonis (pharaoh ant)
Lineage: Eukaryota; Metazoa; Arthropoda; Insecta; Hymenoptera; Formicidae
Gene: Vps50
Product: syndetin
Exons: 9
Coding region: 599-3418 (939 amino acids)
Biological process (GO): retrograde transport, endosome to Golgi; endocytic recycling
Cellular component (GO): EARP complex
Molecular function (GO): SNARE binding
Source: RefSeq, a predicted model, not a curated record
AAAAAAUAUUAACCUACCUAUUCUGAUAAACAUAAAAAUUGGAGCGCAAGUUGAAUAAAAAUAGAGAGUAACAGAAGUGUAAAUGGAACUUCUGCAUGGGAAAUGAAAUUUCAGACAGUGGUACGUUUCAUUGUUCGAAUUUUUAGUUUCUAAAAGUUUUAUUUGCAUUUUUGUCGCUCUUCAUUUACAUUCGACUUGCGCUCCAAUUUUUAACAAUCCCAAAAGUUUGUAUCAAGAAUCUUCGAUUCAAAAUUUCGCGCAUACCUGAGAACGUGCCCGCUUUUGCAGGAUUCACUGCCGCGAAUUUGGAGUUCUCGCUACGUGGCCGCGCGAGGCACGAGAAGGCAACAUAUCGACGUGCCUCUCGUUUUUUCAUGCACACGUGAACAAGAGCGGGUGUGCGAUCGGUUCCCUCCUUUGGUUCUUCUGUCUCUCUCGAAGGUUAGUGAAUCGAGAGGGGCCAUCGAUGUUCCGUCAAGAUUUGUUAUGCCGCUCCUGCCUCUCGGAGAUGUCACGGUAACGCGGGGCGCACCAGUCCGAUUGCAAUCGUGUGAACUGGUGUAAACAGACGGUGAUUCCGUCGGGCCUGACGUUCGCGAUGCAGUCCGACAUCAUGGAGGACUUGAAGAUCAAAUUUUUUGGCCUCAUCAACAAACAGAAUACAACUAAAGUGCCACUCAUGGGUGUGAAUCCUGAGUUGCUUAAUCCAUCUGAUCCACAAAAAUCCGAAGACCUUUGCUCCGAGGCCGAUCAAUCGACAGAGAGCGAACCUAUACCCGACCAGGACGUGUUAGACUCCAUCGAGGCCGUUUAUUUCAGUAUCGAUAGUAGCUUCGAUUCAUCGCGCUAUGAACUGAAGAAACUGCCAGAGCAACUGCAUUCCAAGGAAAUAGAGAAAUGCUAUAAGAAACUCAAACAGCAGCAUCAGGUGGUCUCGAAGAAGGUGCUGCAGCUCAUCUUACAGAAGCAGAGUGCCUGUAAUGCAGAAUUCGACAAGAUUCUGCUGCUGCAGGACCAACUGCAGGAUGUCUUGGAGAAAUGUAAAAUGGGAAGGGCAGAUCUGCAAUUAGCUGAGAAACAAUUUACCAAAGCGAGUUUAGGUAUAUUAGCUAAUUAUCAAAGAAGACAAGUGAUCCAGGAAUUAUUGAAUAGUUUAAAUACUAUAAAGACCCUGCAAUGUACAGGAGAUCGUCUACAAGAGCAUUUAAAUGAGGGGAAUUAUCCUGGAGCCAUAUCGCUUCUUUUGGAGUGCCAGAGUGCUGCUCAGACUUACAAGCAUUUCCGUUGUAUCGCCGAGCUGAACACGAACCUGCAAAAUAUAUUAGAUCAAGCUGAAAGAACCUUAGACAAUACGCUCUCUAAAAUGUGCACUGAAUUUGACGUCACGGUGUACUCUUCAAUUCAGGAGGCAUAUGCGUUGUUAGGGAAGACUCAAUCUGCCAUGGAUCAAUUGCAUAUGCAUUUCACCGCGGCCAUUCACAACACGGCGUUUGCCGUUAUCCAUAGCUAUGCGGGCGGUGAUGUAAAAAGACAAUAUAAACAAUUGUGUCAGGCUGUGCCCCGUGAAAAAUGUAUAGCUUGCCUCACGGAGCUGUGCAAAUCGCUGUGGACAAUACUGAAUUCAUAUCAUUUAAUUGUAAAUUGGCAUAAUGUGCAAGAGGAGAAAGCCGAGUAUAAAUCUGACGUUAAGGAUUUAGAGGCGACUUUAAGCAAGCAAUAUGUAAAACAUAAAUUAGAGAAUGGUAUGGUGCGAGUAUGGCACGAUGUGGAAAUGAAAAUAUCUGUAUAUCUGAUGAAUACCGAUUUAACAAAUACAAAAUUUGAACAGUUUGUUCAGGUGUUAGGUAUAGUUAACAGAUUGAUGGAAAUUGGGGAAGAUCUCUGCGGUUUCAAAUCGGAGAAAUUGCAAGAGUCCAUAAAAAAGCAGUCUCUGUCUUACUUUUCUCAUUAUCAUGCAUCUCGUUUGGAUGAAUUAAAAAUGUUUUUGGAACAUGACGGCUGGGAAUUGUGUCCUGUGAAGUCCAAUUUCGUGGCUACACAAUUAUUGGAGUUUCGAAGUUUAAAACCAUCGCUCAGUAAUUGUAAAACGAAUAGCCUAGAUAGCUCGACUUUAAGUGACAGUGAUAAUUCUACGGGAGUUGACCUGCAGAAAUAUUCGGAAAGCGGUUUGUCACCAUUCACAAUCGGAUUGGAUGAUACAAUGGAUGAAGAUAUUUUAAUAAACGAUGAAAUUGAUCAACCUGCGUAUUUUUCGGACGAGUCCGAUGAGGAUAUUCCUGAUGAGUUGAAGCACGAGUAUGUAGAUGAGUUGGAUUACACGAAAGUUAAUAAAAAGAAGUGCAAAUUUAAACAGUCUGGACCUAUGGUCACGAACACGACGUUAAGCGUACUGAGAGUAUGCGGCAAGUAUCUGCAGAUGUCGAAGCUUUUACGAUCAAUCGCGGUUACCGUCAUACAGAGCAUGAUACAAUUUUUUGAACUAUGCUUCUACACAGUACACUUAUUCUUUACGUCGGACCUCCAAAUUAAUAGCGACUCGUUAUACAGUCCAAAAUUAAAAUUAUCCUUAGCGCGAAUCAGAGAAAUUCUAAUUAUCUCUGAGAACGAUACAAUAGAGGAAAAUGGCAAUGCGAAUUACAAUAAAGUAAGACAACCACAGCUUUCAUCCAUUGUGAAUUUGUCACAACCUGAGAAACUUCACGGAUUAACGGAACGUAUUGUAGCUGUCGAGUCUCUGAUAUUUUUAGGACAACAAUACGAAGGCUUAAGGCCUUAUUUAGAGCAUCUUAUUGCCAGUAGUCCUCAGAGAGGAUUUUUACAUCAGUUUUAUAUGCAAACGAUAGCGUCCGCCUCCGACUUAAGAAAGCCAGUCUACAUGGCAGUGACGUCACAAGCGUUUGACGUUGUAAAUAUUUUGAAUUUAAUGAAUAAAGUUAAUUGGGAAGUGACAGAUGUCAUGUCUCAACAUAGUAACUACAUCGAUGCAUUAAUCCAAGAAGUGUGUACUUUAAACGAGAGACUUAGCACAAUUGGAACAUACAUCCCUUUAAAUGUGGAUAUAUGUAACGCAGUAUGGGAAAAUGUGGCUCACUUAAUCACACAUACUUUAGUGGAAGGAUUUUCCAAUGCUAAAAAGUGUUCGAAUGGCGGUAGAGCUUUGAUGCAGCUCGAUUUUACGCAGCUAAAAUCGAAAUUCGAGAAAAUGACAUCCUUGAGACCCAUGCCGCAUAGGGAGUAUGUUGAAUUAUACAUCAAAGCGUACUAUCUUCCUGAAAAUAGCUUCGAAGAGUGGAUUAAGGAGCAUAAGGAAUAUUCAGUUAAACACCUAAUCGGUCUAAUUUCGGCAACAUGUCAAAACAACAAGAAAACGAGACAACGAUUGAUAGCACUUGUGGAAGAGCAGCGGCCCGGUAGAUAGCAUCCAACCAUUUAUUACAAAUCCGUACAAGAUCAUAUUGAGAUAGGAAGUAUUUAAAAUGUCUAUCGAAUCGGGGAUAUGAUCAAUGAAAUCAAUCGUGUUGUUAAUUGUACAGAAAAAUUGUAGAAUUUUCAAAGUAUGUUACAAAACUAAUCAGAUAUAUUCGUGUUUAAACUAUUUUAUCAAGUUAAAAUCUCUGCGAGAAUCACGAUCCAAGCAAGUCACACAUUUUAAUAUAUUUAUCAAGUAUUCUGUAUAUGAAUCUCGUAGUUGUAAGAAUGAUUUUACAAUGUACUAACUGUAGCUCUAAUGUAUAUAUUACUAACAUUCUAAUAUUAUACACAUUAUACAUGGUAUUUGCGUCUAUACAGUUAGACUACGUGCGAAUUGGUACGAUGGAACUUAGCUUAUCUUUAAUAUAUCGAGAUAUUUUUCGAUAGCGAAUAUGCACGGUAAUACGAAUCUCAUUUGUGAAUCUUUGAAUUUGCAAUUGUGCAGUAUUAACAUGCGAUAUCAUGGUAACUAAGAACUCGAAAUGUUGCCAAUAAUUUUACAAUGAAGUUAUAUAUACAUAUAUAUAUAUAUAUAUAUAUAUAUAUAUAUAUAUAUAUAUAUAUAUGUGUAUGUAUAUAUACACACACAGGGUGUCCCUGACCAUGUGAAUCAAUGCUCAUAAAGAGGGAAAAGGAAUCGAGAUAAACAUAAAAGUCCAAUAUUGUCUUGGGUUAGAUCCACCAAUAAUCGAGAUAUUAAUUUUCCAAAUUAUGCGAAUGAGAGCGCGCCGAGAGAAAAGCUCGAGCCAUAGCACGGAAGAAA